Messenger RNA from Coregonus clupeaformis (lake whitefish), 3161 nucleotides. RefSeq names its product nuclear receptor subfamily 2 group F member 6-like. The record is from RefSeq and is a predicted model, not a curated record. Gene Ontology annotation, biological process: cell differentiation; anatomical structure development; negative regulation of transcription by RNA polymerase II. The coding region runs from base 1525 to 2742 and encodes 405 amino acids. Gene Ontology annotation, molecular function: RNA polymerase II cis-regulatory region sequence-specific DNA binding; nuclear receptor activity; zinc ion binding. NCBI's taxonomy places the organism in Eukaryota, Metazoa, Chordata, Actinopteri, Salmoniformes, Salmonidae. The transcript has 4 exons.
GAAAGGAAGGGGGGAGAGACAGAGAGUGAGACAGAGAGAGAGAGAGAGAGAGAGAAGAGCAGCAGAAGAGGCUGUGUUAGACUGCAGAUCCACAGCAACAGCUAGCGUUGGCUAUCGUCUGUGACCGUGUUUUUCCUCGGCUGGUUUGCCUAAUUUAUUCAAGACGGGGCCAGAGAAGAGGAGAAAGAAGGGAAGGGGACAAAACAAUAAAAAACUGCAAUUGUACACCGUGACCGUGCUUACGGGAAUGCAGCGAGGCUUAGGUCUGAAGUCAUUACUGCUGGAUGGACAAGCACUGACAAAACAAGGGAGGGAGAGAAAGAUAAACGGAGAGAGAGGGACGAGGGGAGGCUUGCUGAGAGGUGCUCCCAUUCUGUCUAAGGGCUAAUAGAGAGAGGGUUUCCCUCCUUUUCUCCACUCUUGUCUGUUUUUUUUCUGGUCAUUUGAACUAUUGAAGAUCUCUGGGAGCAGGAGAGGAACAAGAAGCAGACGCUGUUUCACAACAAGUAACAGAGCAAGGAACAGAGCGAGAGAGGGGACGUCACUGCACUUUGAACUAGCAGGACCAGAGGGAGCUGUGGGUGUCUAUCAUUAUCUAUUUAAAAUCUGUGUUCUAAAUAGCGAGCCUCUAGAUUCAGUCUGUUCGUUCCCUGGAUUUGUCUAUCAACUCUGACUAUUGGCUGUCUGUCUGGGGGGAUAGAAUAGUGCUGCCAAGCUAAUGAAACAAAAAGUGCUGUUUAUAAACGUUUUUGUAACAACCUUCUAUGGGGGUUGAAUGACAGCAUUUCAUUUCCAAGAUUUUCUGAAUAUCUGCUUGUGGCACAUACGUAUAACAAAUUCUUCACACAAAUUCGAGCUCCUUGUCCAUCAUUAGUUCUUGCCAAGCUAAAACAGUGCUGCUGCCUGUAAGAUUGAUAGAUAACACUUUCUACACACAGCCCAGAACUGGUCCGACUAGUUUUGUAAGCAGGGUAAAGUAAGUUGGGCUGUUUGAAGGAGAGCAGUCCUUUUCUUCCUGCUCUGCUAGUCCAGGGUGAAAGUAGCGUGGUGUAAGGAGAGAAAAUGAAGACAGGCUCUAUUUUACCCCUCAUCGACCCUCCGCCUAGUGUGGUGGAAUUGAGAGAGACAGAGUAAGUGCGAGAGAGAGCCUGAGCCUCUGUGUAAUUUAUUGUUUUCUGUGAAGGGCAGGCUGCACCCUUUUCUCCCUCCUGAACUCUGAACCGCUUGUUGUGUCAGAACUUUCAGGAGGAGUCAUUGUCUAGGGGUCACAGGAAAAACAGAGGAGUGAAGGAGAAGAACAAGAGAGUGAGAGGUCGGAGGACAGCGCCACGGUAGAGAAAUAGAGCAGUGAGAGGGACCUCCGGGUCAUUUGACGGAGACAGAAGGGGAAAGAGGUCAAAAGAAGGAGUCUGGAACAUGCUGUGCAGUUUCUGUUGUUUUGACUUUCCAUAACGCUGUCAAUUUUGCCUGGAAGCUGACUAAAAACCAAUACCUCUUUGUGUGUGUCGGCCGUGUCGCUCAGAUAUGGCCAUGGUGAGCGGGGGAUGGGGCAACCCUAACGGGGAGACCAACGGACUGGGGCGGGAGAAGGCUUACCUGCGUGGGGAUGAGGAGGAGGGCUCACCCCAGGCCGGGAGUGAUGUGGAGGUGGGAGACGAGGACAAGGCAUGCGUGGUGGACUGUGUGGUAUGUGGGGACAAGUCCAGCGGCAAACACUACGGGGUGUUCACCUGCGAGGGCUGCAAGAGCUUCUUCAAGAGGAGCAUCAGAAGGAACCUCAACUACUCCUGCAGGUCGAAUCGAGAAUGCCAGAUAGACCAGCAUCACCGCAACCAGUGCCAAUACUGCCGGCUGAAGAAAUGCUUCCGUGUUGGCAUGCGCAAAGAAGCAGUCCAGCGUGGGCGUAUCCCUCCAUCCCACCCAGGCAUCAGUCCCACUUCUCUGGUCGGCGGAGGUGGCGGUACGGGGGCUGGGCCAGUAGGGGGCGAAUUCUUCAACGGCCAGCCCGUGUCAGAGCUCAUCUCCCAGCUGCUCCGCGCCGAGCCCUACCCCAGCAGCCGCUACGGACCCCAGUACGGCCAGCAGCAGAUGCAGGGCGCUGGAGGAGGCUCUGUCAUGGGCAUCGACAACAUCUGCGAGCUGGCGGCACGCCUCCUCUUCAGCACCAUCGAGUGGGCCAGGAACAUCCCCUACUUCCCUGAGCUGCCUGUCUCUGAGCAGGUGGCUCUGCUGAGACUGAGCUGGAGCGAGCUGUUCAUCCUGAAUGCAGCCCAGUCCGCCCUGCCGCUACACAUGGCUCCUCUGCUGGCCGCGGCCGGCUUCCACUCCCAGCCUAUGUCGGCAGAGAGGGUGGUGUCCUUCAUGGACCAGGUGAGGUUGUUCCAGGACCAGGUGGACAAGCUGACCCGGCUCCAGGUGGACUCAGCAGAGUACAGCUGCCUCAAGGCCAUCGCCCUCUUCUCUCCAGAUGCGUGCGGUUUGACAGACCCCGUCCACGUGGAGUCUCUGCAGGAGAAGGCCCAGAUGGCUCUGACGGAGUACGAGAGGAUGCAGUACCCGGGUCAGCCACAGCGCUUUGGCCGUAUUCUCCUCCGCCUGCCUGCCCUCAGGGCCGUGCCCGCUAAUCUCAUCUCCCAGCUGUUCUUCAUGCGCCUGGUGGGCAAGACCCCCAUCGAGACCCUCAUCAGGGACAUGCAGCUGUCUGGGAGCUCCAUCAGCUGGCCAUACAUCCCUGGGCAGUGAGGAACAGAAGCCUGGGACACACAGGAUCCUGGAAGAGGAGCCUGGCUGGGACCUAGAACAAGAUGGAGAGGGAUUAGCCAGUGAUGUCAUAAUUCUUAAAGGUGCAAUAUGCAGAAAUCGCUCCGCCAUGUCCUGGUUGCUAAAAUUCUAAUCGUUUCAGUUUCUUUUCAGUUUAUGUGACGAAGCAAGCAGUGUAGAGAAUCAUUGUACCAUCCAAACCAGUGUGAAAUAUAUUUUCAAUAACCAAAAAUAUGGUAGUUUCAGCUGUUUGAAGCUGGUGUACCAAACCAAAAGUAAAAGACACAAAAACGACACUUAAGAAUGGGAAUAGUGCACAUAACACAGAUCUAUCGCUUCUUAGACUUGCUUUCAAUGAGAAUGACAGGUAUAGAACUCACAUUUCUAUGUGAAUUUGGUGG